UUCCUCCUGGAUAGAAUACCCGGAUGUGACUGGUGUAUGCAGCGACGGCGAUUCAUCCAUCGGGAAAGAGAUGCUUUUCACGUUAAAACAUCGCGGAGAAUAAAAACGUUGCCGCACGGAGAGUUUACCGAAGGUUCUGAUUCCACCUGAGCGGUGUAGAAUCACAUACAUCACGGUGUGGGCCGGGCCCGGAGAGGACUGGGCGCGAUGAGCGGAGCCGCUCUGGGCAUCGAGAUCGUGGUGGUGUUCUUCCUGGCGCUGUUCCUGCUGCACCGGUAUGGAGACUUCAGGAAGCAGCAGCGCAUGGUGCUGUUCGGCACGCUGCUGGCCUGGUACCUGUGCUUCCUCAUCGUCUUCAUCCUGCCACUGGACGUCAGCACCACCAUCUACAAGCAGUGCAAGAUAGACCACGAGGGCCCCUCCCCAGCCAAUGACACGCCGGCUAACACCUCCGUCACGCCAACUGAGAGGAGCAAACUGAAGCCCUGCUACAAGCCAUGGAGCUACAUCCCAGAUGGCAUCAUGCCCGUGUUCUGGAGGGUGGUGUACUGGACGUCCCAGUGUCUCACGUGGCUGCUGCUUCCCUUCAUGCAGUCCUACGCUCGCUCAGGAGGCUUCUCCAUCACCGGGAAAAUCAAAACGGCUCUGAUAGAGAACGCCAUUUACUACGGGACCUACCUGCUGAUCUUCGGCUCGCUGCUCAUCUACGUGGCCGUUCAUCCCAAUUGGCACCUGUCCUGGUACGAGCUGCAGACCAUCGGGAUCACGGCGGCCAACACCUGGGGCCUGUUCCUGCUGGUGCUGCUGCUGGGCUACGGCCUGGUGGAGAUCCCCCGGUCCUACUGGAACGCCUCCAGACACGGACACCUGCUCAUCAAGACCUACUUCAAGGCCUCCAAGCUGAUGACGGAGAAGGCGGAUGCGGAGGAGAACCUGGAGGACGUCAUGGAGGAGGUGAGAAAGGUCAGCGAGUCCAUCAAGUACAACCACCCGCUGAGGAAGUUCAUCGAUACCAUUCUCCGGAAGUGUCCAGUGGAAUACCAGGAGAAGAUGGGCCGCAACAUGGACGACUACGAGGACUUUGAUGACAAACAGAACACUUACCCCAGCGAGAAGAGCCUGGUGAAGCUCCACAAGCAGGUGAUCUACGCCGUCCAGAGACACAACCGGACUCGGGUCCAGUGGCAGAUCCUCCUGCAGCAGGCGGUGCACCUGGAGGACGUCGGCAAGAACGAGACCAGCACCACCCACCAGUUCGUCCACAGCUUCCCCCCCCCCGACCCCCCCGGCUGGUUCAGCAGAUACCUGUACACGCCGACCGUAGAGUGGUUCUGGGAGUGUCUCCUGAGGUGCUGGUUCUACCGGCUGCUGUCCGUGGUCCUGAUGCUGUUCAGCGUGGCCGUGGUCUGGUCCGAGUGCACCUUCUUCAGCACGCGUCCCGUCCUCUCUCUGUUCGCUGUCUUCAUCCAGCUGGCUGAGAGAGACUACAACUACCUGUACAUCGAGAUGGCGUGCUUCGUCACCAUCUUCUUCCUGUGCACCUGCGUUUACUCCACGGUGUUCCGGAUCCGGGUCUUUAACUACUACUACCUGGCCUCGCACCACCAGACGGACGCCUACAGCCUGCAGUUCAGCGGCAUGUUGUUCUGCCGCCUGACGCCUCCUCUGUGUCUCAACUUCCUGGGUUUGAUCCACAUGGACUCGGCCAUUUCCCACCAGCAGAAGGAGCAGACGGCGUACACCUCUAUCAUGGGAUCCAUGCGAGUCCUGUCCUUCAUCGCUAACGGCUUCUACAUCUACUACCCAAUGCUGAUCGUCCUCCUCUGCAUCGCCACCUACUUCAGUCUGGGGACCCGCUGCCUGAACCUCCUGGGCUUCCAGCAGUUUGUGGGCGACAGCGAGAUGACCUCCGACCUGAUCGACGAGGGGAAGGAGCUGAUCCGCCGAGAGAAGAGGAAGCGCCAGAGGACUGAAGACGGAGAGAACAGGCGCAGGGAGUGGAAGGAGCGCUACGGGAACCACAGGGACGACCACGCGGCGAGGAACCGGACCAGCCACGAGCUGAAGGAGACCAGCUACUCCGACACGGUGACGCCCGCCAACGCCAGACAAGCCAAGUACUCGCGCUCGGGGAGAGACCGCACGGAGCUGCUGCAGGACGCCGAGCCGCUCGACUUCAACGAGGCUCUGACCGACGACGGCGUGGAGGCGGAGCCUAGCAGACACGCGGGAGGACGGUACCUGUCCAUGUCCUCGUCUCAGAGCCGGAUAUUUGACGACGUGUGACCCUGGGCCCGGGGGAGGAGCCGUGGACAGGAAGUGGACUGCACGGUAAAGACGAGGAAGCAGCGUUCAGGACGCUGCGUCCCCAUGACAGCCUGAGUCUGAGCGCAUGGCGUCCCUUUGUUCACCUGUUGUUUAUUUACCUGUACGCUCUGCUAGGAUCAAUAACUGUGUGAAAGGUCCAUGUUGAUCAUGACUAACAUCUCACUCUGUAGUGACCUGAAUGUGAAAACCAGCCCUAUUUCAUUCAUCUAUAAAUAGAUAUAUAUAUUCAGAGUAAAACAUGAUGCUCUCAAAUAUAUAAAUACAUAUAUAUGUAUGUAAAAUACAGCAUGAAUUAUUGAGUACUGAUGAAAUUGAGCUAUAUAUAUAUAUACUAUAUAUACGUAUAUAUAUAUAUAUAUACGUAUAGUUUAGAGCAUCGUGUUUUACUCUGAAAAAAUAUCCAUAUUCCAUCUUUAAGAUUCCCUUGAUUGAUCCCUUUAUUUCUUCUGAGACAUAAUUUGUCUUUUUCAGAAUAAAAGCAGCAAUUGAUUGACGAUAUAUUUGUUCCUCCAUCAGCUACAAGUGAAGUGAUACAUUUUAACCACAAAUUUAGACAAAUACUUUUCAAAGUAAAACGCGAGCAUCAUUUGACUUUGAGUAAGUGAUGACGCUUAUUCUUAGUCAUACUUUACCUGGUCUCCUCAUAUAAAUUACAGUUUUUUAUCCACUUUGAGUUCAAAUGGUUCUGAAUGUGCCAUUAAAUGAAUAAAAUGACAUUUGUAAACAGAAAGAGGCAAAGAAUUGACCUUCAAAGGGACCAACCUGUGUUUCAUUAGCUAUUAGUCACUUUAAUUAUCACUCUUUAAAAUGCAUCUUUUUUAAAUCUUUACUAACUUCUGACCCCCCUCUCUGUAGAUAUGGUGAUCAAUCAGAUUGAUCUGAUUCAAAUCAAUCCCCAAAAAUACUUUUACUGUGAACUGCUCUGAAGUCAGUAAACCUUUCAAAUAUAUUGUUGUACUUUUACUUUGUUACAAUUUAGAUGUGAUCAUUUACAUGAAAAUCAAAACGUUAAAAUGUUCUCAUGUUCACUGAGUGGAGCCUGAAGGCAACGCGUUACCUACAUAAUGUUCUCAUGUUCACUGAGUGGAGCCUGAAGGCAACGCGUUACCUACAUAAUGUUCUCAUGUUCACGGAGUGGAGCCUGAAGGCAACGCGUUACCUACAUAAUGUUCUCAUGUUCACUGAGUGGAGCCUGAAGGCAACGCGUUACCUACAUAAUGUUCUCAUGUUCACGGAGUGGAGCCUGAAGGCAACGCGUUACCUGCAUAAUGUUCUCAUGUUCACUGAGUGGAGCCUGAAGGCAACGCGUUACCUGCAUAAUGUUCUCAUGUUCACUGAGUGGAGCCUGAAGGCAUCAUAAUGUAACUGAAGUGAACCUUAGCCACUAAAGUGAAACACAGGGGUGUCCCUUUAAGGAAGUUAGCAUGUAGCUACGUUAGCAUGUCGUGGACCCUGCUGGCAGGUUCAGCCGAGCUUCAGCUCCUUUAAACCCAGAGCAGACUGACCUGAGAUCAGUGAGUGUAAAUUUGUAUCAUGUGUUUUAUAUGAAAUAUUAAUGACAGAAAGCAUAAAAGUGACCUUGUAUUUAUUGGUAACUCCUCCUCUUUGUUUCCUGAUUGGUCUGAUGAAGUAUUGAUGUUCUGGAUGUAUUUAUUGAUUUCUACCAAAAUAUGUUGAUCUCAUCGUUGUAGUGAAUUAUUAGAAUAAUAAGAUUUUCAUUAUUAUUAUUAUUAUUAUUAUUAUGGGCUUCUCUGCUGCAAGUGAUCAAGUGUCAAUAAAAAUGAUCAAAGUGUUAAAGACUGCAGCCUGAAAUGUUGUGUACACGAAUGGGUGAGUUAUUAGGACACUUUGUUUAGAGUGUGACUCUAAACUCGACCUUUAGUUGUGUUUUAAGGAGCAGGAGGAAGCACCAAGCUGAAGGAGAACCACGUGUGUGGUGACAUUGAUCUUCUGCAGCGUGGACACGUUCUGUAAUAUCGUUUAUUUGGCUUUGAAGGCUUUUACUGUCGCACAGCAGGUUGCUAAGCAACAGGAGCAGUGGAGGUAAAGCUAAUGACGCAGGCAGGAAGUCCCCCGUAGGACAGGUCACGGAGUCCCACAAGGUUCUGUGCUUGGACCGAUUCUAUUUACCCUGUAUUUGCUUCCUUUGGGCGACGUUAUCAGAAAACAAUAAACUUCCAUCGUUAUGCAGACGAUGCUCAACUGUAUCUGUCAAUCAAGCCAGAAGAGACCGACCAGCUUGUUAGACUUUAGGAUUGUCUUGGAGACAUCAAAACCUGGAUGACCUGCAACUUCCUGAUGUUAAAUUCGGACUCAUCUGCUUUAAAGAGAUGUUCGACUGUAUAAAAACUCUGAUCUGA
This is a messenger RNA of Pungitius pungitius (ninespine stickleback), 4688 nucleotides long. RefSeq names its product LMBR1 domain containing 2b (gene lmbrd2b). The transcript has 18 exons. The record is from RefSeq and is a predicted model, not a curated record. Gene Ontology annotation, biological process: adrenergic receptor signaling pathway. Lineage: Eukaryota; Metazoa; Chordata; Actinopteri; Perciformes; Gasterosteidae. Gene Ontology annotation, cellular component: membrane. The coding region runs from base 208 to 2286 and encodes 692 amino acids.